Molecule: messenger RNA, 168 nt
Organism: Haemonchus placei
Lineage: Eukaryota; Metazoa; Nematoda; Chromadorea; Rhabditida; Trichostrongylidae
Source: the annotation of a GenBank genome assembly
AUGAUCUCCAAUAUCGGUUCCUCUCCGGCGGGCAAUCAGCCGUUUCUUGUCACUCUACCCAAGGGCGGACUGCUGAUGCCAACGAUACGAAAGCUCACCUUUCAGGUACGAUUACUUCUUUACAGCUUAAAGUUAGGUAUCCUGACUAUUCAGCACUUGGUAUACUAA